UGAUUACAUUGCACCUCUCUCUCUCUCUCUAUCGCUGCCUGGCCUCUGCACUGCGCUGGCCUCGCAUUGCUCUUGGCAUUGCAUCUCUCUCUCACUACCUUCGUGCUCUUCCUCUGCCUCUCGGCGUAGUACACCAGGGCCGUGCUAUCACACUGCCGCCGCUGCGCUAGACUUACUUGCAGCUGCAGUAGCAGGUCGCUAGCUCUCAUCUGCUUCGGCUUCAGUUUUUCUGUCAUCCUCGCUUCCUCGCUAGUUUUCGUGAGUACGCAGUAGCCAUGAGGCCGCCUAUGCGUGGGGGGCGCGGCGGGGGUGGAGGGUUUCGUGGAGGAAGUGGUGGUGGAUUCCGUGGGGGUCGAGGCGGAUUUGGAGGUCGAGGAGGAGGUCGUGGAGGCUACGAUGAAGGGCCUCCAGAAGAAGUCGUCGAGGUGGCCUCUUAUCUGCACGCUUGCGAAGGAGAGGCAGUCACGAAGUUGACGAACGAAAAAAUCCCUUACUUCAAUGCACCCAUAUACUUGGAAAACAAGACGCAAGUCGGGAAAGUGGAGGAGAUUUUCGGGCCUAUCAAUGAAGCCAUGUUUUCUGUAAAGAUGCAAGAGGGAAUUAUUGCCACUUCAUACAAGCCUGGUGAUAAGUUUUUCAUCGACCCUGCCAAAUUGCUUCCACUAGCUCGGUUUCUACCUCAGCCCAAGGGAACAACUCCCGGAGGUGGUCGUGGUGGCAGAGGUGGAGGUCGUGGAGGACGAGGUGGGGCAAGGGGCGGAGGUCGUGGUGGAUUUGGAGCAAGGGGCAGUGGUCGUGGCGGUAGCGGCGGGGGAUUCCGGGGUGCUCGGGGUGGCGGUGGCGGAUUCCGGGGUGGAGCCAGGGGUGGUGGAGGAUUCAGAGGGAGAGGAGGUUAGAGCGAUCGUCUGGCUGCUUUUUCAGAUCUCUGAUCAUCAAGUUAAGGUAAGAGGGGAGGAUUGAAUGCUGACGACAGUCACGUCUCUUCUUUCACGUGUGAAAAUCUAGUGCAGAUUAGGUUUUGGCUUUCUUACCUCGUAGAUGUAAUUAGAUCUCUGAGGGCGGAAAUGAAUCCCACCCAGGGGUAUCUGCUGUUAAAGUGUUGAGCACGUGCCGGGAAGGGCAGCCUACGCUACUUGAGUUUCAGGUUUUUUUUUGUAGCUUUUAAUCUUUGUUGCGUUCCUUUAGUAGCUUGCUUAAGCUGUGCGCACGCAGAUCUGUCAGGCCAUAUUCCUUUCAGAGUGUAAAAUCAGAACAGCUCCUUUUCUGUGUAAUGAUAGCAGCUUGCCUUGAUUGUCAUUGGUAAAACACUCCCCUUAAUGUUGAUAUCUUACAAGGCUGAUUUCCUCUGCUUUUUGAGGACUAGGUCUCGGUUUUGCACCGACGAAUUGCGUCUUUAA
Messenger RNA from Physcomitrium patens, 1397 nucleotides. Its product is annotated as H/ACA ribonucleoprotein complex subunit 1-like protein 2. Gene Ontology annotation, cellular component: box H/ACA snoRNP complex. The record is from RefSeq and is a predicted model, not a curated record. Gene Ontology annotation, biological process: snoRNA guided rRNA pseudouridine synthesis; ribosome biogenesis. Lineage: Eukaryota; Viridiplantae; Streptophyta; Bryopsida; Funariales; Funariaceae. Gene Ontology annotation, molecular function: box H/ACA snoRNA binding.